Messenger RNA from Pseudogymnoascus verrucosus, 1365 nucleotides. RefSeq lists its product as uncharacterized. Lineage: Eukaryota; Fungi; Ascomycota; Leotiomycetes; Thelebolales; Thelebolaceae. Gene Ontology annotation, molecular function: hydrolase activity, hydrolyzing O-glycosyl compounds. Gene Ontology annotation, biological process: carbohydrate metabolic process. The record is from RefSeq and is a predicted model, not a curated record. The transcript is spliced from 5 exons. The coding region runs from base 1 to 1365 and encodes 454 amino acids.
AUGAAUUCCCUCGGAUUGAGUGCGCUCCUCUUUGCAGGCCAGGCAUUGGCUCUGAACAAUGGCGUUGGAAAACUACCCACCAUGGGCUAUGAUACCUAUAAUGCGUUUGAGAAAAACUACGAUGGCGCUUUGGCACUCGAGCAAGCCAGACUUAUGAAGGAGUACGGGCUUGUAGAUGCGGGUUAUAAUACAUUCAUCCUCGACGAUUUCUAUGCAUUGGAGAACCGCUCCGCGAAGGGCGAAAUGAUUCCCGAUCCUGCGAAAUUUCCAGACGGAAUGUUGAAAUGGAGUCAAAGCUUGAAUAAGUACGGUCUCUCAGCGAGCGCGUAUUCCUCGAACGGAUAUAAGACCUGUGGUGGUUUACCGGGAGCCUAUGGCCGCGAGCUGCAGGAUCUUGAGACGUGGCGGAGCUGGGGAUGGGGAGGCAAAGGUGCCAUUGUCAAGUAUGACAAUUGUUACAUCCCCUAUGAUAAUGUCACGAUGGAAAAUGAGUAUGGGCGAUAUGAACGUAUGCUCGACGCCAUCGAGACCCUCGCCAAGAAAUACAAACAUCCCAAUAAAUUCAUAUACUCCCUCUGCCAAUGGGGCUGGCAAGAUCCGCAUAACUGGGCGCCGCGCAUCUCUAACGCGUGGCGUAUAGACGGCGACAUUAGGCCAUACUGGUCUGCGAUAGCCAAUAUCCUCCUCCUGGCAUCGACGUCUUAUGGCGCAACGGACCACUACCAGCACGGCGAUAUGGAUAUGCUCGAGGUUGGAAACUCUGGUCGUGGUGCUCCUGUCGGCGACCUCACCGUUGCCGAGCAGCGCACGCACUUUACUGCCUGGGCACUCCUCAAAAGUCACCUCCUGAUCGGAACGGAUCUGCGCAACGCAACGAAGGACACCAUUGAGAUUCUUGGUAAUAAGGAACUCAUCGCCAUCAACCAGGACCCCAUUGAAGGGAAAGCUAUUGCGCCUUUCCGUAUUGGCCUCCAAUCGGAUUUCUCGCGCAUCACCUAUAACGAGACUUCCCCACCAGGAUUCUGGGCUGGAACAUCCUCGUAUGGCCCAGUAUUUAUGAUUAUCAACACCCUGAACGAGACGCAGGAGAUCUCGUUUGACCUGACGGAGAACUGGGCCGUACGAGCCGGACGACAGUACAAGGUGAGAGAUAUGUGGCUUCAUAAAGAUGUCGGCGUGGCCGUAAGGAACUGGACUGUAAAGCUGGGAGCUCACGAUGUUGCGGCCUUGUUACUGAAGGAUGCGGGCCCUGAGCCGAAGGAAACGGGGCCGCUACCAUGUGCGAGCCCGUUCUUGGAGUGGCAAUGCACAGCAGCGAAUGGAAGUUAUAUAUUGGACGGAACUCAUAUCAAAUGGGGAUUUUAA